GUCAUGCAGAUGUGAGCUCUCUCUUAAAGCUGAGCCCUUCACACCUCCAACUGUUGAUCGAAGCAGUCUCUCACUCUCUCUCCCUCUCGUUUAACCUUCCUAUAAAACGUUUUCACUCUCCUCCUAUCGACUCUCUCUCAUACUCCACGGACAGAGAGCAGAGAGAGAGAGAGAGAGAGAGAGAGAGUAAUGGUUUCUUUUCAAAAUUCAACGCCCCAGUCUCCGGAACAGAGGGGGGCGAUCGCUCAAGGUUUGGAGAGUCCAUCCAAAAAGAGGAAGUGGGAAGAGACGCAACCACCACGGCAUCAGCGGAGGUUAGAAGAAGCCGAAGGGCCCUUCCGGAAACGAUCAUCCUCGGAAACGACGGAAGCCACGGGGACAGUGCUCGACAUCGAGCUCCACCUCGAAACUCCUUUGCCUUGGGAGUGGCAACGAUACCUUGAUAUUCAGUCCGGACAGAUACACUUCUACAACACAAGAACACACAAGAAAACGUCAAAAGAUCCUAGAGAAACCUCGGACACGGAUCGCCCAACGAGCCCCAGUCAUCACCUGAGCUUAGAACUCGAGCUCAACCUACCUUAUAGCCACGACCAGCAAGAUGAUCAUGAGGACCUGUUGUCAAGGACAACGCGUGACCCCGGCAAUCUCUCAGAGAAGGAAUCAGGACGGCAAGUGAAAAAGGUGCGGUCAUGGUUGGGAUUACAGACGAAAAACGAAACCAAAGGAGGAGGAGGAGGAGGAGAAGAAGAAGAAGAAGAAGAGGAGGAGGAUCAUAUGAUCGCAACAGUUUGUGCGAGGUGCCACAUGCUGGUGAUGCUGUGCAAGUCGUCUCCGACAUGUCCCAACUGCAAGUUCUUGCACCCGUCCGACCAGAGCCACCGGACGCUCUUCAAGGGUCGGUGCAGCCUCCUAUGCGAGUAGUGAUGGUUUGAGACAUAUGUAUAACCCUAAGCUUUGUUUAUGAGUUAGUACUAGGUUAAACGGGGACGAUGAAUAUAUACAUUACAUAACCCAAGAAGUUUGCCCUGUGACUGUCACCUUGAGUGUAAUGAGAGAUUGAGAGAGUGAAGAAGAUAAGUGGGACUAACGCAGAUGAGUGUAAGGAUAUCUUGUCCGAUAUGAUGUGGUAUGAUACAUAAUAUUUGCGAGUACAUUUUUAUCUGUUUCCUCUCCCUUUGUCCUAGGCAAAUGAAUCGUGAAUGGACCCAAUUCAA
Messenger RNA from Rhodamnia argentea, 1217 nucleotides. RefSeq lists its product as uncharacterized. The transcript is spliced from 2 exons. The record is from RefSeq and is a predicted model, not a curated record. Gene Ontology annotation, molecular function: protein binding. NCBI's taxonomy places the organism in Eukaryota, Viridiplantae, Streptophyta, Magnoliopsida, Myrtales, Myrtaceae. Bases 190 to 924 code for a protein of 244 amino acids.